GAGGAGGAGGAGGACACCGGAGCAGCACCGAGCAUCGAGCACAGCCUCUGAAUCAACACAACAACAACACAGCGGAGAGAGACGGAGAGGAAACACUCGGAUCCAGAGGAGCUUAAACACAGAGGGGGACUAAUCCACGCGGAGCACCUUUCACCCACUGACAGAUCUAGACAUGGCUGUCACCUCUCGCCUACUGCUGCUAAUCUGUGCGUAUUUGGCGGCUGUGCUGAUUGGAGGAGCCCGCUCAGAGGGGGUGUGUCUUCAGGACGGGAAGCACAAGGUCGUGCCCGGACCAGAGCCUCACCUGAGCGAGUGUGGGCUGUACGCUGAAAACAGCUGCUGCACAGAAGAGCACAUCCAGGAUAUCUCCCAUGUUCCCACCGACACCAACAAGAACGAGCCCUGGGACAAGUGUGGGGCCCUCAGCUCUGAGUGUGAGGUCUUCCUGAAGCGGGUGUCAUGUUUUUACCGCUGCUCCCCGGAUGCCGCUCGUUGGCCUCACCCUCACCGCCGCUCGUACAUCCAGGCCGUGCCGCUCUGCCACAGCUUCUGCCGUGACUGGUUCUCCGCCUGCAGGAUGGACAUGACGUGUGCUCGUAACUGGGCCAGAGACCCCAGAGGACAGAACUGCACCGGGAACUGUGUCCAGUACCAGCAGAUGUAUCAGCAUGGCAGAGACCUCUGUGAGAGCCUGUGGGGCGACGCCUUCAUGACGGUGGAGGAUGAGACGGAGGAGGUGGGAGAGACCGAAGCCGGGGUGGAGGGCGUUGGCGGUCGCCCCUGCGGCUGCCUGACUCUGAGCCCCUCGGACAAAGACGUGAUCGCCGCCCUCAGAGCCCAGCAGGACGACCCCGAGGAGCUCGACACCACCAAGACCGGCCUGCCUCAGUACCGGGCCCCCUGCCAGACCAAGCUGCCCCCGCCGGCGCGGGGCAUCAGGAAGGGGAACUCGGUGCUGCGUAAACGCUCCAUCGUGGUGGAUGACGUGGAGGGGAGCGGGAGCGGCUUGUAGAGUCCUAGAUUAGAGAUGUUUAGAGGUUAUCGUCUAGAUCCUAAGAAACAGAUUCUGUGGAGUCGUAGCCACGCUCCUCUAACUAACCUUAGCUCACCACCCCGUCUCUUAUAUCACCACAUGUAAUCUCUGUAGGUUAAUAGUGCUGCAGUUUAUCAGGUUAUAGAAGGACUGACAGGCCGGGGACAUUUCAAGAUAACAGAUAGUGACUUAUUUAAACGACCUGAACCACCAGAAUCCAAAACCACAGAGAGAGACCGUUAACAAGACGCAUCUUUAACCUGGGUCGUGGUUUUAUAACUUUGAUUUUAGGACUGCUUGAGUCGACUGCUUCAGCUUCACUAUAGGCUGUAUUUAAAGAUGGACCACAUUUAGAGCUCCUCCUACUGGCUGACUGCAGUAAUGGUCAUAAACCCGCCUCCUCUAUGUUGACAGAUCGGACUUUAAUCAAGCUUUAAAAUCAAAAACACACGUCACAUAAAUGAUCCUCAAACACGUUCCUGUCAUUGCAGGAAGUUCUUAUCACGCUGAUUUAUGUCCAAGAGUUCAUUCCCUUGAAGAGUUAGUCAGUUGAUGAUCUAAAAGCAGACUAAAGAGGCUUUCCAAAACCAUGAAAGUCCACUUGAAACCGACACAAGGAUCUGUUCUGUUGUGGUUUGGAUCUGACCGGCGGUAUCGUGGGGGUUUGGUGAUCUUUGUAUGGUUUAAUCUGAGUCCAGCGGUCGAUCCGAGCUGUGCACACUUCCUCCAAAAUGACGUAGCAAGCGAGAUAGCCAGAUCUCCAGGGAUGAUAUUUUUGCUUCAUUUUCUGGAGGAGAGACAUGUCGUCCAUCUUUACAUGCAGCCAAUCGCCUCUCACACAUCGCAACUCCAAACAUUCUAGAUCCACCUUUGAACCGACGCAUUGCUCUUAAAACAGCGUAAAAUUGGCGUCCCAGUUUCUGAGUUCACAUCCCAUUAAAGAAGCAUUGAACGUGCAUGUCAGGUGUGGCAAAGUCACACCUUUAAGCCACUGAUCAGCUGUUUAUGAUAAGUAACUCUCACUCUGAGGGACAGCUGUCACUGUGCUCCUCUUCAGCACCACGGACAGCGACAUGCGCGCCCGUUUUGGACGGCUUCUGGGUUCCCAAAUUUCUGCUCAGAGGAGAGAGGAUCCAACAGAGAGGAGGAGGAUUGGAGGAGAACAAUACAAGGCUUUACAACAUCACCAGAGUUUGAAAAUUACAGCUUUAUGGAGGUGAAACAGGCGUGGCUGGAAAACACACACACACACACACACACACACACACACCUUUCCACCUCAGAGGGAUGACCAGAGGCGGACAGACGAGGAUCACACUUCAGUCAAAACAGCCAUGAAGCUUUCUACUCAAGCAGAUCAAAAACAGGUUCAACCGUGACCACACAAAUACAGCACCAGGUCCUGUGAGGGCUCUGACCUCAGUAAUGAAUCCACUAAAAACAUCCCAUACAGCUGCAGGAGAGUUUACCUGUUAGCCUAAGAGCAGAGGGUGUGUUAGAGUCCUGCAGUAUUAGAGCUUGUGCAUGAGUCAAAGAUAUCAUCAUUAACCAGGACAGUAUUAUCAACAUGACGUACCUGCAGCAGACUCAGAGUCCCCCUGCUGCUCCUCCUGUGUAUUCAACAUAUCUGUCAUGAGGUCUGUGAUGUCAGGAAGAGGCUCACAGAGGAACAGAGAUGUGACUGUCAGUUAGUCCUUCUAGAAGAGAAAGGAACCUUAGAGGAACCUGAGGUGAGAGAGAGGAACCUUAGAGGAACCUGAGGUGAGAGAGAGGAACCUUAGAGGAACCUGAGGUGAGAGAGAGGAACCUUAGAGGAGCCUGAGGUGAGAGAGAGGAACCUGAGAGGAACCUGAGGUGAGAGAGAGGAACCUUAGAGGAGCCUGAGGUGAGAGAGAGGAACCUUAGAGGAACCUGAGGUGAGAGAGAGGAACCUGAGAGGAACCUGAGGUGAGAGAGAGGAACCUUAGAGGAACCUGAGGUGAGAGAGAGGAACCUGAGAGGAGCCUGAGGUGAGAGAGAGGAACCUUAGAGGAGCCUGAGGUGAGAGAGAGGAACCUUAGAGGAACCUGAGGUGAGAGAGAGGAACCUUAGAGGGAACCUGAGAUGAGAGAGGAACCUUAGAGGAGCCUGAGGUGAGAGAGAGGAACCUUAGAGGAACCUGAGGUGAGAGAGAGGAACCUUAGAGGAACCUGAGGUGAGAGAGAGGAACCUUAGAGGAGCCUGAGGUGAGAGAGGAACCUGAGAGGAACCUGAGGUGAGAGAGAGGAACCUUAGAGGAGCCUGAGAUGAGAGAGGAACCUUAGAGGAGCCUGAGGUGAGAGAGAGGAACCUUAGAGGAACCUGAGGUGAGAGAGAGGAACCUUAGAGGAACCUGAGGUGAGAGAGAGGAACCUUAGAGGAGCCUGAGGUGAGAGAGGAACCUGAGAGGAACCUGAGGUGAGAGAGGAACCUUAGAGGAACCUGAGGUGAGAGAGGAACCUUAGAGGAACCUGAGGUGAGAGAGAGGAACCUUAGAGGAACCUGAGGUGAGAGAGGAACCUGAGAGGAGCCUGAGGAUGUCCUGUUAGUCCGAUCAUAGACCCGUUCUUGUUCUGUGGCUGUUUUCUUUUAUAUCUCCGUCGUGUGUUUCUGGGUGAAGAACUGUUAGACUGAGUGUUUUGUAUAAAAGGAGCGGAUCGUCUGAUUUGUGGUGACUUUGCUGAAAUCGAUGUUCCUGUGCUUUACAUUCUCAAUAAAGACGACCUUUCUAAACGCC
Notolabrus celidotus (New Zealand spotty) is the source of this 3788-nucleotide messenger RNA. It is a transcript of the gene rtbdn, whose product is annotated as retbindin. Gene Ontology annotation, cellular component: external side of plasma membrane. Bases 173 to 1012 code for a protein of 279 amino acids. The transcript is spliced from 6 exons. NCBI's taxonomy places the organism in Eukaryota, Metazoa, Chordata, Actinopteri, Labriformes, Labridae. Gene Ontology annotation, molecular function: riboflavin binding; riboflavin transmembrane transporter activity; signaling receptor activity. The record is from RefSeq and is a predicted model, not a curated record.